Messenger RNA from Lindgomyces ingoldianus, 1896 nucleotides. RefSeq lists its product as uncharacterized. Lineage: Eukaryota; Fungi; Ascomycota; Dothideomycetes; Pleosporales; Lindgomycetaceae. The record is from RefSeq and is a predicted model, not a curated record. The transcript is spliced from 4 exons. Bases 1 to 1896 code for a protein of 631 amino acids.
AUGGCCUCAGGUUGGUCAGCGGUCGUACCCAACGGAGCAUCAUUGGCUCACGAGUGCGCCUCGGGCUUCAUUUGCUGCCGAGCAGGAUCCAACCCCAUGUCCGUCCGCCGAUGGUUUCCAAUUCAAGUCUCUUCAACUGCACCUUCUCAUGGUCUUUUCAUUAAAUCACUUCAUCUUUCUUUUGGGAAAGCAUUUGAUCAGACUCUCGUAAAAAUCAACAACCCUUUGGUUGCUCGGACUAUGGGGUCUACUUCCCCAACCUCGAGGCCAGGAUCACCUCGGCAUCCUGUCGACGAACCUCCGAAAUGGGAGCAGCGCAAGACCAUCAUCGCGGAACUCUACGAAGAGAAUGAGCUCAAAGACGUCAUGCAGGUUAGGAAGAACGAUCAUAGGGAAAGCCAAUACAAGAAACAAAUUUCAAGGUGGGGUUUCAAUAGGAAAUACGUAAGAGGAGUUGAGUACAAGGCCAUAAUUCGAAAGAAACGGAAACGUAAAAAGGAAGGGGAAAAUACGGAGUGUCUUUUACGCAGCCGCAGGAUAUCGGACAAGAAUAUUGUCCCGUUUGAGGAGAGGAUGAUCAGCAGCAAGAAGAUAUCUGAGGAAGACACUUUCUCAGACAUCCAAACACCUCAUAGCCUCAGUUGCCAUACCCCAAUACCGUUGGAUGGAGGUUCGACAACGCUUCAGAUCCCCCUUCGCCUGUGUCCUCAACAGAGGACUGCCGCUGUCGAGUUCCCAAAGCCCACUUUCUUCGCCAGUUUCACUUCUUCCGAACCCGACGUGACCCCCCAUGCAGAUGAUUCAAGUGAAUCGGCCCCUAAGGCAAGCUACUACCCGAUCCAAUCUGCUCCCCUAGACGGACAACUCUUGGACUAUCUCAAUAAAGGAAUGACAUCAAAGAGCUCCCCACAUCUAAAAGUUACCCACUCUACAAUCCUCCACAAUUCCAGGCCAGGCAUGCCAUCUACGGUUGCCUGUUUCGCCGGACUGCAAGUCCGAACUCCCCUCAUAUACAAAAGCCAAAACAUUCCGAGCACCGAGGUACAAUCUUCUACACCGACGCCUAAACCACCAUGCUCUAUGAUUGAACUCCAGCAUCUAAGCGAGCAGGCUCUUGUUGAAGAAAUCUUCUACAUCAGCCAAGAAGCCGGCAUAGUGAAUCGCGAUAUUCCUCUGGACUCCGACAUUCCAGAGGCUUCUGAUGUCAUCAGUGCUGCUUCUCUUUGUUCCGAGUGUAACUCUAAUCCAGGAGACUGCACACUUCGCCAACGUCUUUCAGUAAUGGUUCACCAUUCGCAAACCGGCAAACUGAGCCUGAGCGAAGCGCAAGAGCUGUCCGGGACUUAUGUCAGGACUCUCGCUACAGCACGAUCGCACUCGCUUAUCUGUCUCGUACAUAUCGCAGUCGAUCUAGUCUGGAUCUUGGCCACCUCAGGGAGGCGUCACAUUGUCUCGAAACUCGCAACAAAUCUCCUCCAACUUCCUUCAAACCUCUUCGACGCAGGGCAAUGCUCCCAGCGCAUUCUCCUUGCAAGCAGCGCACUAACCUUGGCCCAACAGACGAAAUGUAAAGAGGCAUUAUCCCUGAUCAAAACGGCCCUCGGAGCAAGUUACGAAGACAUCCUCGAAGUCUCCCUCCGUGUGAGCAGCCAGCAGCUAGAUUCUUCCGUGCUCACAUUCGAACGAGCUGUUAUUGAGUUGACUUCGGGCCGAAUACGCGAGAUUGGGUGGCAGCUAUUUGACUGCGAUUCUUCAAACGGGCUUGGGAACGUGGAGACCUGGUAUCGGACUAGCAGUGGCGAGCUUAGAAGAGAGGAGGUUACUGUGAGGGGUGUUGCGCUCCAGGCUGUGGUAGAGGUGGAAUAUCAACGGCGGCAGCAAAUAAUAUUAGUAUAA